Paramuricea clavata is the source of this 6849-nucleotide messenger RNA. The record is from the annotation of a GenBank genome assembly. Lineage: Eukaryota; Metazoa; Cnidaria; Anthozoa; Malacalcyonacea; Plexauridae.
AUGGUAGGUAAUUUAAAACUAUAAGUCGAACAUUCAACUACAUUGGCGAACUUGGGCAGAGUACAGUAUAAUUAACCUAGAACUGGCACAAUAGACAAAAUAGGUACGCUAAGCGUACAUGCGUCUGCUAUCAUGGUCAGACAUUGCCAGCUCUUGAUAACUGGACACAUCAUGCCAUCAUGAUGGUGUCAUUCAUUUGUUUGAGCAAAAUGAAAUUAUAAACUGAAAUUAACGUUUCAGAUGAUUCUCACUCUGCUGUAGGGGUCGUUGUACAGUAUGUUCAUCAGUUUAUGUAUCAAAUUCAUUAAGCAGACUGUAAAACUGAAAAGAAAUAAAUUAACUCAAAUGUCAUGAGCCGUUCUGCGGUCACAUUUUACUCCAGAACAACUCUUGAGGUCAUUUUGAAUUUAUAGUUUGUGUAGUGAUUCAAUUAUGCCUCGUUUUUAUUACCUCCUUCCCCACUCCAAUAUCACCAUCUUCAAAUAUUACAUAUUUGGGUAUAUUAUGCGUGUGUGUAUUGUACACUGUAUGAUAUGUUGUUUGUUCUCCACAGCCGUGUGUCAUAGCUGAUUGUGGAGAGGUUCUAGCAGAAGAGGACAUCAUGACCGUAAAGGAUGAUGGAACUGGAGAUACAUAUUCAGAUCACCCAGAGGAAUCGAACGUUCAAUUUACUAAGGUACAACACCGCGCGGUCAAACGCAUUUUGACUGCUUGUAUUGGAAAGACUGCAUGAAAUAGUCUGUAUUGUCUUCACCAAGCUCUAGCAAAAGAUGUAAAGAAAAUUACGAGAGUGUAAACUCAGUAUAAUUUCUUCAGACUUCUUCUCGCAAGGAAAAAGCCUAAGUUUAUACAUUCAUGCUUCUUUUCCCCUUAUUUACUCCAGACCAAUUAGUUUGAGCCGCGUAUCCGCUUGGCUGCCUUGAAGCAAAUUAAAUUAAAAUUAACACAGCAAAAUAAAUAGAAGAAGUGAACAUAAUCUCAACUACAAAAUCAGCAAAGUGUUUUACAUUUAAAAGAUUACAGUAGUUUCACACCAUCGUAUUGCGGGCUAAAAUUUCUCCUGCCCGCCAUUUUAUGGGCCGAGUAGAUCAAUAGAUCUAGAAAAUUUGUUUUUCAAUCCGUCUUAUAUUUAAACCACCCUCUGAGAAUCCUUGCUUCUCUUAUCUGAUUCUUAUUGGAAAUGUACCAAACAAGGUAUUUUUAUAGUUAUUUGUUGAUUUUGGUUAAGAUAUAAAAACAGCAAGAGCCCGCGAUACCAUGGUGUGACACUAAUCCACUAAAAUUAUUCUCAAUACUGCAUGAUACCAACAAAAAAUUAUUUUUACAGUACCAUGCUGACGGAAUACCAAAAUCAUAAACUUUUCUGUUCCGUCAGGCAUUUUAAUUACUAUACUAACUGUUAGAAAAAAAUUAUUCGUAAUAAUUCAUUCAUGUUCGAAGUUGAAAUGGUUCUCACAUAUACAUUCUUCACCUGUUAGUUUAGCGAGGUCUUUGAGGUUGCAGAAAAGAUCAAAACAAUCGGAAAUGAACAGUUCAAGCUAGGAAAUUACGAAGUAGCGCUGAAGAAAUAUUUCAAAGCUAUAAGGUAUAAUUUUGAAUGAAUUAACUAGCGUUACUAUAAUGUCCUUAGCUUGUGAAUACGUUACAAUAUGAUGCUUGUGAUGUUACUCUGGGUGUAUAUCCACUAGAGGUGUGCAAAUCCGAUCCAAAUCCGAUCGGAUUCGUUCGGAUUUCGGAACAAAAAUAUACAUAUCGGAUCGAUGUAUUAUUGCAAGAAUGAAUUAUCCAUGCAUUUAUCAAAGCAUUAUCGCGGUUGUCGCUGCAUUUUUCGUUUGAUACUUCAAUUGGACGUCACUUUGUCAGCUUCUUGACGUGUAUUUCUUGUUUUUAUAUUUAUUUGGGUAAACAUUUCAACUUGAAUGAGAAAUUUAUUUUGUUAAAGGAUUCAUCGGAUCAGAUUGGAAUUCUUUAUCACAACUCGGAUCGGAUUCGGAUUAGACAAUUUCGGAUCGGAUUUUAAACAUUAGCCAAUUGUCGGAUUUCCGAUGAACACCUAUCCAUACCGGGCAAACUUGAAAAAUAUGCCUGGCCACGGUGGGAAUCGAAUCUACGACCUUUGAAAUACCUUUUCAAGUUUGCCCGGUGUGGAUAUACACUCAGAGUAACAUCACAAGCAUCAUAUUCACCUGAGUACAUUACACCAACACAGAAAAAAAUCACGUUACAAUAUAUUGUAACGAAACACAACCCAUUUUAAGAGACCACUUUUGUCAUUCUCAGGAAAGUGGUAAUCGUAUAGCGUUAUGUCUUUCCUUUCCGUCUUCCCUAGAAUGCUCAUCGACAUUUUUGUCUUUUCUGAUAGCUGCGAUGGAUGCAUGCAAUGUUUUGUUUGGGAAAAUCUCGAACGUUGAGGGAAAAUGUAGGUUGCGAAGAACAGGGGCGUGUCGAGCGCCCACCCCAAUGUUAAACGUAAGAAAUGUUCGAAUUUCCCGUUAAAGUAUUUGAAGAUUGAAGCUAUAAAAUAAUAUAGUCUAUUCAAUACAAAUAUAAUGACGUUUGCGCUAACCACUGAGUAUUUUAAUAAAAUAUAGUACAAUGCCAAUGGAACUCCGAAAAUUUCAUUUUUAUUGUAAUUCAAGGUUUCGACUAUAGUCAUCCGUAGGAAUUAUGAAAGCAACUAGUUGUUAUGAAAGUAGUUGCUUUCGUAAUUCCUGAGGAAACGUAGAAUUAUAAUAAAAAUGAAAAUUGUCGGAGUUUCCAUUGUAGUGUACUGUAUAAUGACGUUUUAUGUUGCAUUUCAGAGUAAAGAAUGUUUGAAAUUAUUAGUGUAAUCAAGUUUUAACUUUUUGUUGACGAACUGUCAACCAGCACUCCAAAUGACUGAAAAUCCCAUUUCGGUUGGUCUAAAUCCCCGCUCCCCAGACUCCCUAGUUGCAUGGGUGGUGUACUUUUACUUUGGUCGCUCCGCCCAAAAUAGCCGAGCUCUAUUCGCCCCUGGCGAAGAAUACAAACUACGAACAUGUGUGUAUGAUGCAGCAACCUGUAAAAUAUAUAAUGUGAAAUCUCUAACUAAAUAUAGUCAGGGGUACUCGUCUUUGCGUGAUUUUUAUAAAGCUUUGGUAAGAAGGCAUACUACAGUAGACAGGAUAAUGGGUAUUUUUUGUAUUAUAUAGUAAUUUGAAAUAGAUUGUAUACGUAAUAUGGUUACGUUUAUGUAUAUAAAUAUCCUGAUUGGACAAGCGAUUUCAAACGACUCUACAUAAAGCUUAACACAGCAGUUCAAUGAUGAAUAAUUUCCAUGCUUAUACUGAUGUUUAAUGCUGAAUAUCGACCUUAUACUGAGAACUGUUGUGUACAUGCAUGUAUAUUGAAGUUCGAAAUUCCUCUUUUAAAUGUUUUGUUUGGCCUUUUUGGAAUUAAAUAACUAUCGUUCGUUGUGUCUGUGGUUGUUGUUCUUGUUCAUGUUAAUAUAUUUAGCUAUAUAAUAUCUUAUUUAUUAUAUGGCAAGCAUCACUUCCGGUGAAAUGGCGAACUGUGAUUGGCUGAGAAGCACUUUCAGCGGUCCAUUAUUUUCCCGUAAUGGCCGCCCGUAAAAAAACAAACGCAUGCAUUUUAAAACAAAACUGCAAAACUAAUUGAAAAUUAUAAUAAUAAGAUAUCUGCGAAUGGUUUUUAGUGGAAAAGAAGGAAUACAUUAGUGUUUUUUUGUUUUCUUCGACCAAAUGUGUACCACGCUACUAAUAUGCAUUUCAAAUCAUGCAUUUCUUAUUUGCUUCAAGUAUGAAUGCCAUAUAAUAAACUUUUUAUUAACCUCACUUGCUCGGUAUACGUACAGAGAAAUAUCGGACCUCUGUCUUUUUGUAGAAACCUCGCCCUAGGGGCUUGGUCUGUACAAAAAAUACCUCGGUCCGAUAUUUCUCUCUACAGACCUCGCGUUCGGUUAAUAAGAAGUUAUUAUUAUAUGGCAAGCAUCACUUCCGGUGAAAUGGCGGACUGUGAUUGGCUGAGAAGCACUGUCAGCGGUCCGUUAUUUUCCCGUAAUGGACCGGCGGUCCAUUACGUAAAAACAAACGCAUGCAUUUUAAAACAAAACAGCAAAACUAAUUAAAAAUUUGAAAAUUAUAAUUUAAUUUGUUAUUAAUAAGAUAUCUGCGAAUGGUUUUAAGUGGAAAGGAAGGAAUACAUUGGUAAUUUUUGUUUUCUUCGACCAAAUCUUUACCACGCUACUAUAGUAUGCAUUUCAAAUCAUGCAUUUCUUGUUUGUUUCGAGUAUAAAUGUCUAAAAAUGCCAUAUAAUAAACUUUUUAUUAACCUCGCUUGCUUGGUUUUUACAGAGAAAUAUCGGACCUCGGUCUUUUUGUACAAACCUCGCCCUACGGGGUCGGUCUGCACAAAGAGACGUCGGUCCGAUAUUUCUCUGUACAGACCUCGCGCUCGGUUAAUAAGAAGUUAAUAAUCAAUUUGGCUAUUGGGCUCUUGCAAAUGACGUCACCACACGUAUUUGUUCACUUCUGUCAUUUUGGGUAGCAAAUUUAAAAUAGUUAAUUAAAAGCAAACAUGGCGUCAAAGCAAGACUGUGGCACUAACUGCGGCUGUUGCUUUUGUUUGAGAACUUUGAAGAGUUAGAAUGGUUCACAGCUGUGUAGUCAGUCGGUUGAAUAAAAUUUUUUUGCCAUCCAAAAUGACGGAUUUUUUUACGAUACGUCAUACUGCAAGAUCUGAAUACAUGAUAUAAUGUAAUUCUUGCUCCUCUGCUCUUGAACAAUUUAGUUGGUUCCGAACUUGUACCUCUAACAAAGCACUUUCUUCGACAAUUACCCAAAAAUCUAACUAAGGCUCGAUCAGUAAAGAGGAAAUUAGUAUAGUUCAGGCCUUAAAAUAUCGGUCGGUCACGGACAUUGUCCGACCCAUUCGUGAAAUUGUCCGACGUAGAGAGGAAGCCGCCGGACAUUCUGUCGACAUAAGUGAAACUGAAGUUUAUUGUUUGUCCGACCCGAGUGUGUUGGUGUCCGACCACACUGUAGCUUUGUCCAACGUGAAUCAAUCAGCAGUAAGGCUCGUAUGUUAAAUGGAAAAUCAGAGGACUAUUGAGUAUUGUAUAAAAACUUAAAAAGUGAACUGGAAAUGUUGUUUUAACGUAGCUAAUCGAGCGCGGGGCGGCGAGCGAAAUGGUGAAGUGGAAAACGGGCUUAAUUUUGGCUUGGAAAUAAGUAUGAAUGACACAAAUUAUUUAAUAUCUUCACAACAUUUAACGUUCAGAAUUAAUACAUUGUGCUGAUAUUCAUUUGUGUCAUUCAGACUUAUUUCCGAGUCAAAACUGAACUGAAGGUCAUAUGUCCGACCCAAACUUAACGUCAUCGGACCCUUUGUCAGACGACCCUGUAAAAGAUAUGUUAAGGCCUGUUAGUUAACUCAAUAGUAUCUAAAACUUUAUAUGAAUAGCAAUAAUUUUGUUGUCCCUUUAGAUACUUAGAGCACAUUGAUUCCAACAUUUCGUCUUCAUCUGAUAAUGAAGAUAAUAAAAAUGACAAAGAGAAAGCGAUGACGGUGGUCUUACCUUGUUACUUAAACAGGUAAAAAAGAUUAUUUUGUUGUUACCAUGGUCAGAUAUUCUCAUCAGACCUGGAACUUCCAUAAAACCUCUCCAUGCAUGGCAAUUACGUCAUGUAUGUCGCAUGCAUCGUAGAAAUUUAUUUUCUGUAUUUACGAUAUUUGUUACGGUUAGCAACACUGUAAAAAGUAGCAUCUAUUCACAAAGGCAUAAAGAAAUUUUCUAAGAUUUGUACAGACUGCUAAUAUAAUACCAAUUCCCUAAAAAUUUAUACUACGGCAAAAAACCGCCGUCGUUGUCCACACUGAUUCACGGCAUUUUCCUCUCGAACUAUGCGAUCAAAUUGCCACGAGUGCCGUAAUAAAAUUCCAGCCCUAGCCUGAUGCUAAUUGUAAUUGUUUCUUCACUCAAAGUCUUUGUACAGUACGUACAUGAGUUAAACUUAAUAAAUAUUGUUUUAUUAUUAUAUUUAGCGCAGCUUGUUAUCUUAAACUUAAGAAUUAUGAAGAGGCAGUUACCAAUUGCAGUGAAGUAAGUAUUCCAUUUAAUCGCUAUUACUUUUCUUCUUAGAAUGCCCCAAAUACUGCACAUGCCAAGAAUCAUAUUUGGGGUUAUAGUCAGUGGCACUUUAACCAGUCUACUGUUGAGCAGCAAAACAUGAUUUGGAUGGUGGUUAUAAUGAGGAGACAUAUUUAUAUUGUCAUAUAUUUUGUAGGUGCUUGAUCAUUAUGAAAAAAGUAACGUUAAAGCUCUAUUCAGAAGAGGCCAGGCGUACUCGUCGUUACGUGAUUUUGAUAAAGCUUUGGUAAGAUUGUAGGCAAUUUUCAAUUUACCGUGGUAUAUGUUAAGCUUAACGUCAUAGCAGUUCAAUGAUGAAUAAUUUCCAUGCUUAUACUGAUGUAUAAUGCUGAAUAUCGUCCUUAUACUGAGAACUGUUGUGAAUAUUGAAAUAUUGCCCGAGGGCGAAGACCCGAAUUAUUAACAAUUCAGGUAAUAUUUCGUCGAAUCCCCUGAACGAAGGAUCUAUAAAUUGCUACUAAGAAGCCACUAAUUCUAAUUUGAGAAUAUAAACUUGCUAAGUGCGUUAUGCAGAGUGCAUUAAACUUGAGUGCAUUAUCUUUUCCAUCUUGAAGGUAACAUACUUCCUGAACCCUAGAGGUAGGAUUGUGGUCAACCGUAUAGGGUUUAGGUUAACCCUAGAGUUAGGGUUGAUGUUCACCAUUGGGUUUGGGUUAAGGUUGGUAGGGGUUAGCCGUAACUCAUCGCUCUAUGUUGUCGGCCAUCUUGCAGGAGUUUAA